UCACCUUCUUUCUCAAACUAUCAAUCAUCGCUUAUCCUUCCUUGAUCCUGCAAGUUUACGCUCUCUCGCUUUAAAGACUAAAACCUUUAGUUUUUUGUUGAUCAAGAUCACGCUGCUAACGCAAAACAAAAGGAUGAAUCUUGUCGAUUUUAUUUGCAAAGCUCUUUAUGUUUCAAGCGCACGUGCCUAGCUCAAUAGAUAGUAGAGAAUUGGAACCAAGCCAAGGGGGAUGGGGUUCGAGGAGGGGUGCGGUGAAGAAAGGGAAUGUGGAUUUGGUCAUGGUAAAUGAGGAGAAGGGCGCGUUUGGGUUGCCGAAUUUGAUGAAGGUGGCUGCAAAGGUUUUAGGAAAUAAAGGGUUGGGAUUGGCGUAUAAUGCAACCAUGGCGAGUAGGUCGUCGGUGGUGGUGAAGGGAGCGAGAGCCAUCAAUCAGAGAGCAAGAGAUUAUUUUGAUGCCAAGAUGAGAGGUUUUGGGAGAAUUAGACAUGCCAACAUCUUAACCAUUUUGACUCAUCAUUUUCACAAAGAGAAGAAGCUCAUCAUCUCCAAAUACAUGCCUCAAGGCAGCUUGUUGUAUGUUCUGCAUGCAUUGUAGCUUACAGAGGGCAAAAAUGCAAGCUAUGCGCCAACUGUAUGCAGCUAAAAAUUCUCUUAUAUAUGCAUUGGUGACACGUAAUCUUCUUUAUACGUGGAAUAGUACCCAUGACUGCGGGAACUUGGACAGCUGGAGCAAGAUCUUGUUUUUGGAGAUGAAAAGUGUGAUCAUGUGAAGAAUUAGAAGAAAAUUCU
Messenger RNA from Prosopis cineraria, 787 nucleotides. RefSeq names its product pollen receptor-like kinase 6. The transcript is spliced from 2 exons. Gene Ontology annotation, molecular function: protein kinase activity. Gene Ontology annotation, biological process: protein phosphorylation. The record is from RefSeq and is a predicted model, not a curated record. NCBI's taxonomy places the organism in Eukaryota, Viridiplantae, Streptophyta, Magnoliopsida, Fabales, Fabaceae. Bases 168 to 593 code for a protein of 141 amino acids.